AUGACUCAGCACCCAUCUGAGGACAAUGAUGUAGUUGAUAGCAGUGACAGUGGAGGAGGUGAUGGUGAAGGAAGUGGCCUAGAGGAUGAAGAUGUAGUGAAUCCUGAGGAGAGGGAGUUUGUGGAGGAUAGUAGUGAUAGUUGGGAUGGUUCUGAUGAGGAUGUUACUGAACCAGUACAAAUGGGUGCUGGUGUAAUAAACUCUAAUUAUGAGAGUGAGGAGCUGCACAGUCUUGAGGAAUUAUCAUAUGAUGAUGAUAUUGGGGAUGAUACUGAUAGCUCUGAGGAUGAACUAAAAACACUUGUGGGUAAGGGAAGGGGACAAAAGAGGACCUUCCUAAUGUUCAAGCCAGUUGCUAAGGCUGAACAUAUCAGAUUUGAGAAAGAUAUGUUGUUCACAACACCUAAACAAUUUAAAGAAGCUAUAACUAAUUAUGCAAUUCAUGGUGGCUGGGGGAUUAGGUUUGUAAAAAAUGAUUUGCAGAAGGUAAAAGCAGUUUGCCAUGAAAACUGCAAGUUUGUGGCAUAUCUAGCAAAGGGGUUGGUGCAGACCUUCAUUGAUAAUUGGCCACAAUAUGAGCAUAGGAUCUACUGCAGACACCUCUACAAUAAUCUCAAGAAAAAUCAUCCUGGUGUUCUAAUCAGAGAGUUGUUUUGGAAAGCAGCCAAAGCUACUUAUAAAGCUGAGUUUGAUAGGCUGAUGGAUGAACUGAAGGGAAUUGAUGAGGAUACACACAGUUGGUUGCAAGAUCAUUCAACCACCAUAUGGGCCAGACACAUGUUCAGUGAGGAUGGGUUGAGUGAUACAGUACUGAACAACAUGUGUGAAAGUUUUAACAACAGGAUUCUGAAGUUUAGAUCUAAGCCUAUAAUUACUAUGCUAGAGUCCACCAUGUUAUAUCUUAUGACUAGAUUUCAAGAUAACAAACAAAAGAUCAUGAGAGUGGAAUCAGAGGUAUGCCCUAAAGUGCUUAAGAGGUUGCAUAGGGAAAAGAUUGCAAGCAGCAGGUGGUUUCCUUGUUGGGCAGGUCAUUCACAGUUUGAGGUUAAAAGUGAACUGCAAAACUUCACUGUGGACAUAGAAAAAAGAAAUUGUAGUUGUAGGAAAUGGAAUACGACUGACAUACCAUGUGCCCAUGCAAUUUCCUGUAUAUUCUUCAAUAGGCAAGAUGCUGAGCAGUAUGUGCAUAGGUGUUUUCAUGUCUCCACAUAUAAAACCUGUUAUGAGCCAGUAAUUGCACCUAUCAAUGGGCAAAAUAUGUGGAGGCCCAAUGGUGUCCAACCUUUUCAGCCUCUUAUCAAAAGAAGAUCACCUGGCAGGCCCAAGAAGAAGAGGACAAGGGAGGCUGGUGAAGCAGCAGGUAGGAGAGUUGGUAUCUCCAAACAAUGUAGGACCUGUGGUAAAAUAGGACACAAUAAAAGAAGUUGUAAGGGUGAGGUUGGAGGAAACUCUUCCCUACCAGACACCACAAACAAAACCAGUGCAGCCAAAAAGACCAACAAAUGUAGAAAUUAUUCCAACAUCAAUCAGCCAACAGGACAAGCUCAAGCUCAACCAAGCUCCAUUUGCACCACCUCAGCCAUCUGUAUCAUCCCAGUCCACUAUGCACACCUUCACUCCUGGUGCAGCACCUCAGCCAUUGCCAUCAUUUCAGUCCAACAUGCACACCUUCACUCCUUAUGCAUUUCCUCAGCCAUGGACAAGCUUUUUUAG
This is a messenger RNA of Quercus lobata, 1713 nucleotides long. RefSeq lists its product as uncharacterized. The record is from RefSeq and is a predicted model, not a curated record. Lineage: Eukaryota; Viridiplantae; Streptophyta; Magnoliopsida; Fagales; Fagaceae. Bases 1 to 1713 code for a protein of 570 amino acids. The transcript has 4 exons. Gene Ontology annotation, molecular function: zinc ion binding; nucleic acid binding.